ACUCGGACCUGCGUUCUACCAGAAGAGUGGUCAAAAUCACAAUCAUCCUCGCAAACCGACUGGUCGUCAGCCGCGGUAUUUCUUUCUGCCUCCUUCCAGCCCGUCGCUGAACGAAGCCUGGACAGCGUCAAAUCCCCUCAGGCUGGCCCUGCUACUGUUCAUUCACCUCUCAACAUGCGCAGGCGUAUCCCUGUCGACCAGUUCCUGGGCCCACUUCCUCUGAUAGUGAACUUGGCUUACCGGGUCCAAGCCGGCGCCGUCACUUGGAUCAGUCCCUCCGCAGGCGACGCACACAAGUCUGGCGAUACUAUCGUGGCACAGUGGACUGCAGAUGGCUCUUUCUCUUCACCUUCUUUUAGUUUGUGUACCUCCGGGAGCAAUGAUAGCGACGACGAGACUUCCGCCGACUGCGGGAGCGCGGUGUGGCCAACUAUUGAACAGAAUGGCAAAGCUAAUCUGACUCGUCUGUCUCUUCCAACCACGCCGUCUGCCGCGACCUUUUUCAUCCAGAUGUCCGACUCAGAGUCAGGCGAGAGUGCCAACUCACCGUCAUUCUCACUCAAUCCUGCAUCGCUUGUACCUGUAUCCUCCGCUCACUUCCCUGUGGACGUCCCGGCAACCGCAGUUUCCCAAUCUGCGCCGCAUCAGACCUCCGUCUCGUCGUCUAUCCAGCCUCUUCCAGACUACAACGAGGUUUCUAGGCCGACCCCAACAGCAGCGUAUGCUGUCCCCCUCUCGUUGGUGGCCGUCGUACUCCUCGUAGCGGGUGCGCUUGGUGUACAUCACCGGCGAAAGCUGCGCCAGGAGCUAUCAUCAGAAGACAAGAGACCUGGAAGACCUGGGUAUGCACGAGCCUCUGGCAGCUAUACCCGCUUUCCUGAGCGGCGUACCAAGGGGUACGAAAGUAGCCUCGGGUCUCGAGCGUCCACGCCUACGGCGAGUGUGGUGGGGUCGCAUCACGGUUCGAAGCAUUAUGAAGACGAUCAGCGUACUGACGACGAUGACCGUCGGUCGCUGUACUCCGCCGCCUCGCUCAAGAGACAGCCGAUGGUGCGGCGAAUGACACGAGAGCCGUACUACCGCGGGUCUCGCCCAACGGGCGGUACCUAUGGUCGGGGACGGGCUACGAAGAUGGCUGCCGGGGCUUUCCGAGCGGGGGUAUCGCCUAUACCCCCCACGCUCUCUCGGUUCUCCUCUGCACGGUCCGACGCGAGCACUAUCAGGAGGGAGAAAGCCAGAGCGAGGCUGGAACGGUCUGCUCGGGAGAUGGAUGACGGCUUCGACUUCGUUGAACGCUAUUUCCAUCCGUCGCCGAUACCGCCUUCACUCUCGCCUCGUCUGUCUCAGCCGGACAGGCUUCACACUCGACGGAGCGCGGCGAGCUAUGCUGGCUUAGGGCAUGACAAGCCUCUGCCGCGUUGCCCGAGGCAGCUGUAUGACGAGGUCGUGAGACGUGUGUCGGGACAGGAGUUCACGCGUAGAAGGGCUUCGGGACGUCGAUGAUGCCUAUCGUCAAGUACUGGCUGCCGCAUACGUUGCUAGCU
Fomitopsis serialis is the source of this 1544-nucleotide messenger RNA. RefSeq lists its product as uncharacterized. The record is from RefSeq and is a predicted model, not a curated record. The coding region runs from base 175 to 1503 and encodes 442 amino acids. The transcript is spliced from 3 exons. Lineage: Eukaryota; Fungi; Basidiomycota; Agaricomycetes; Polyporales; Fomitopsidaceae.